AUGCCGAACAAACUACAGGACCUCCAUACUGUUGACAGUACCAACUUCCCCUAUGUUUUUGAGCAGAAUGUUACGGUCCGCUUGAAAUUUGGGGGCGUGGUCCGCUGCAACGUCUACCGGCCCAAGCCGGAUACUCCCGUCCCGGUCUUGGUCACAUACGGGCCGUACGGGAAGGAUAUUCAUUACAAGGAUUUCAUUCCGAAGUACUCAGAGGUCAAUCCUCGCCAUAAGUCUGAUCACUCGGCGUGGGAGACACCUGACCCCGGGUUUUGGACCGAGCAUGGCUACGCUGUCGUCCGUGCAGACGAGCUGGGCCUUGGGCAGUCCCCAGGCAAACUGGAUACAAUGUCUCGAGGGACCACAGAUGCAUUUGUUGACGUCGUCGAGUGGGCUGCCGAGCAGCCGUGGUCCUCGGGCAAGGUUGGCCUGUUAGGUAUCAGCUAUUAUGCCGGGAGCCAAUGGAGAGUGGCUGCCCGCAAACCCAAGGGCCUUGCGGCCAUUGUUCCAUGGGAAGGCAUGUCGGACUACUACCGGGAUCGAUGCCGCCAUGGUGGAAUCUUGUCCAACGCUUUCAUCAAGUUCUGGUGGAACAGGCAGGUCAUCACCAACCAAUAUGGACGGCCCGGCCGUGCUGCGUCUAACUGGGGCCCGGACACCAUCGAGGGUGAUCUCUCGGAAGAGGAGCUGGCCGCCAACCGCCAGGACCAAACCAUCGACAACCAGAAACACCUGUACCGCGACGAGGCGUACUACGCAUCCAAAGAAUACGACAUGGGCGACAUCGAAGUCCCGCUCCUCUCCGUCGGCAACUGGGGUGGCAUCCUGCUUCACCUCAGGGGCAACAUCGAGGGCUUUACCCACGCCGGCUCCGAGUUCAAGUACCUGCGCAUGAUCACGGGCCGCCACGAUCUGCCCUUCUACUACGACGACGAAGUCGAAGUCCAGCGCAGCUUCCUCGACGCCUUCCUCAAAGGCGACGAUCGCGUAGGCUGGUCACAACCCGGCAAGGUCCCCCCCCUCUACGAACGCCGCGAAGAAAACGAAUGGCCCAUCGCCCGCACGCAAUACACACGCUACCACCUCACCCCCGACCUCACCCUCACCUCCCACCCCGCCACCCCCAUCCCCAAGCAUAAACUCACCUACCGCGCCCUCGGCACCAUGCAGAACCCCCACCUCCUCCAAUUCACCACGCCCCCCUUCCCCUCCGAAACCGAAAUCACCGGCCACAUCGUGGCCCACCUCUGCAUCUCCGCCUCCCCGGACCCCGCCAGCCCCACCAUCCCCUCCGACAUCGACCUGUUCCUCACCCUCCGCUACCUCGGCCCGGACGGCGCCGAGGUCUUCUACACGGGCACGGCCGGCGACCCGGUGCCGCUGACCAAGGGGUGGCUGCGCGCGUCGCUGCGCAAGGUCAACGCCGAGCAUCCCAAGCAUAGGGCCUGGUUGCCGCAGAGAGAUUAUACGAGCCGGGAUGUGCUGAGUGUGAUUCCGGGGGAGGUAUCGGUCGAGAAGUUCCAGGGAUUCAACCACGUCCAUUUCGGGCCGCGGUUUGAGAACUAUGUCACCCUACCGAUCAUUCCAAACAGAAAGGAGUAG
Messenger RNA from Chaetomium globosum CBS 148.51, 1599 nucleotides. RefSeq lists its product as uncharacterized. The record is from RefSeq and is a predicted model, not a curated record. The transcript is spliced from 6 exons. Bases 1 to 1599 code for a protein of 532 amino acids. Lineage: Eukaryota; Fungi; Ascomycota; Sordariomycetes; Sordariales; Chaetomiaceae. Gene Ontology annotation, molecular function: dipeptidyl-peptidase activity.